Aspergillus thermomutatus is the source of this 434-nucleotide messenger RNA. Its product is annotated as WW domain protein. The record is from RefSeq and is a predicted model, not a curated record. The annotation marks the transcript as partial. The transcript is spliced from 2 exons. NCBI's taxonomy places the organism in Eukaryota, Fungi, Ascomycota, Eurotiomycetes, Eurotiales, Aspergillaceae.
AAUGGGAGCCCAGUCUCCGCCGCGCGUACUUCGUCGAGACAGCAACGGGCCGCUCGCAGUGGGAGACACCCAUGCAGGACUCCGAGCACGCCAGGGGACUGAGCGGGCCCCCGCCUGAGUCGGCUGGGUACUAUGCUUCUCCGCCGCCGCCGGCCCAGGACGGGGGCUACUAUCCCUCUCCCGGGGGAGAGUAUCCGCCUCCGGAAGAGAAGAAGAAGAAGUCCAGCGGGAUGGGGAAGAUCAUUGCUGGUGGUGUGGCCGGUGUGGCGCUCGGUGCGGCCGGUAUGGCGCUGUGGGAGCAUGAGAAGCGUGAGGAUGAAGAGGAGGAGGAGCUCAAGGAGCGGGUUGAAAGGUUGGAGGAGGAGCAGUACCGUUCUGGCUCGAGCUCGGAUCAUGAGGAGCAUGCUCACUCGCCUCCUCCGGAUGACUGGUAG